Oncorhynchus tshawytscha (Chinook salmon) is the source of this 1611-nucleotide messenger RNA. RefSeq names its product nanog homeobox. NCBI's taxonomy places the organism in Eukaryota, Metazoa, Chordata, Actinopteri, Salmoniformes, Salmonidae. Bases 127 to 1083 code for a protein of 318 amino acids. The transcript has 5 exons. The record is from RefSeq and is a predicted model, not a curated record. Gene Ontology annotation, molecular function: RNA polymerase II cis-regulatory region sequence-specific DNA binding; DNA-binding transcription factor activity, RNA polymerase II-specific. Gene Ontology annotation, biological process: regulation of transcription by RNA polymerase II.
GUUAGUUUAUACUAGCUAGCUACACCAAGAAGCGUUCAAACUUCCGGAAGGUUGGCUACAGCAUCCUUACUUUAGGGGGGCUUUUUGGACAUUUCUUGCUUGCAAAGAAGAGGAACUGUGGAAGCGAUGGCAGAUUGGAAGUCACCAGUGAGCUACAAUCCAUCCUACCAUGCUUUUUCCUAUGGUCUCAUGUACCAAACAGGGCCUGAGCAUAAUCAUCCCAACAUCUCAGGCUGGGCAGAGGCCGUUCCCAACUCUGGGGUCAGCGGCGGCUACCACCAGCAAGCGCCGCAUCAAUCCCCACCCAGGAAUCCCCAACACAACAUUGGUAAUGGCAAUUCCCACCACCCAGGUCCUGCCAUGUAUCUCGGCGACCCUCAGAGCCAUACUCCAAGUGGAGGCAUUUUCAUUCCCCACAACCGGACUCCGUUUGAUCAACCACCGAAGGAGAUCGAGCAGCCAGGUAACUACACUCAAAGAGAUCCAGUGUUGCACAGAUCACCAGAUUCUUGGACUUCGGAUAAAAUCUAUCCUCAAACCAACCCUGCCACCUGGGUGAAAAGGGAGUUGGAAGAGGAGAUGGAAAGUGGAAGGCCAAAUGGUAGUGAGCUUGUCUCCAGCUCCUAUCCAGAGAACACAAGCGUACAAAUUCUGGGGAGUGAGGACAACGCCCCACCGGAGAAAGAGGACAAGGACACCCCCAAACAAAAAGCUCGGACUGCUUUUUCAACAGGCCAGAUGGAUGCCCUGACCCAUCGGUUUAACAUGCAGAGGUACCUAUCCCCUGCUGAGAUGAAGGCCCUGGCUGGACUGACGGGGCUAACUUACAAACAGGUAAAAACUUGGUUCCAGAAUCGCAGGAUGAAACUGAAAAGGCACCAGAAAGACAACGGUUGGGAAUCUGCUGGGUAUCCAAACCCUGGCUACCCUAACAUGCCACCACGCCCUCAGUUAUUGCUCCAGAGCCGCCAGCAGAACCUGCCUUACUCCACCGGUGGAUACCCUCAGCCAUCCCCCUCUCCCACCCAGGCCACUGCGAGGCCCCUGGGCAACUGGCCCCUGCCACCAGCCAUGCCCCACUAAUGGCUUCUACAGCACAGCAAGGGGCUACAACAUGGACAGUGUAAAACACGACUCCAGCAUCACGACGACAGGAGCCCUACUCAUACCAACAGCUCCAUACGACCCUGUUUCACAAUGCUAGCCAAUAAUACACAGGGGAAUGUCUUAGUGGUAAAUCGACUGUUUUCCAAAUGUGUGGUUGUUUGGAAGGAUUCUUAUAAUUAAGGUUGAGAUUCAGACACAGGUUAUUCUCAAAUAAUGCUGUUUGGAAGGAUUCUUAUAAUUAAGGUUGAGAUUCAGACACAGGUUAUUCUCAAAUAAUGCUGUUUGGAAGGAUUCUUAUAAUUAAGGUUGAGAUUCAGACACAGGUUAUUCUCAAAUAAUGCUGUUUGGAAGGAUUCUUAUAAUUAAGGUUGAGAUUCAGACACAGGUUAUUCUCAAAUAAUGCUGUUUGGAAGGAUUCUUAUAAUUAAGGUUGAGAUUCAGACACAGGUUAUUCUCAAAUAAUGCUGUUUGGAAGGAUUCUUAUAAUUAAGGUUGAGAUUCAGA